This is a messenger RNA of Schistosoma turkestanicum, 1253 nucleotides long. The record is from the annotation of a GenBank genome assembly. Lineage: Eukaryota; Metazoa; Platyhelminthes; Trematoda; Strigeidida; Schistosomatidae.
GUGGUUUCAAUCGAUACAUAUCAUCAUCAACUGGACCAUCUAUUCGACCAAUAACAUCUGAAUCACAAGGAUUAAUAGAUCUACAUCAAGGUAGACGUACCUUAGCUAAAGCACAACAAAUUCGUCAUACAUCAUCAUCAUCAUCACUAAUCGAUGAUGAUCCACGUUUUGUAAUGAGUAGCAAUAAUAAUACUACUAAUGAAUCAAAAUUCUUAAUUUCUGAUUAUCAAGGUCUAGUUAGACAAUUUAGCAGUGGUGGUGGUGGUGCUGUUCGUUUACAAACUCCGUUAGUAGUGGAUGAAGAAACUUUAGCUUUAGAUCGUGCUGUAACAGAAGCCAAUGUUAAAUUAGACAUGAUUAAUGCUCAAAUUGCUUCAAUUCGAUCUGAGGCACAAGAAUUGGAAUCACAAAUUAAUUCAUUAAAGUCGGAAUUAAUCACUUAUCAAGAAAUUGUCGAUCGUGGUUCACCAGUCAUUAGUUCUCCAUACUCGUUAUCAUUACGUAAUAAUGCAGAUUUUGAUUUGAACAAUAAAACAUUUGUCAAUAAAUUUCUACGUAAAAAUAAUCAUAAGAAAACUGAUAAAGAUUAUCAUACAACAAGUACUACUGGUGCUACUGCCGCUGCGGAUGCUCAUCAGACGACGACAACAACUGUGUUACCACAAAGUUUACCAUAUGUAAAUGCUUAUGCAUGGCCAUUGCCGAAUUCUAUAAUGCGAGAUCAACCCAGCAGCGGUGAACAGCGACAACAUUCGAUUCUGCCCAAAUCCUCUUUAUUCCGAUUGGAUCCUCAUAAUUUACGUCUUGCUAUACUAUAUGCUGGUCGACGUGAGCUUCCUGGCUAUGAUGUUGAAAAGAAACGACUUUCACAUAUCAAUUGGUCAUAUCCUAGUUCAAGGCCAAAUUUUGCAGAAUGUUGGCGUUUUCGUCUUAGUCAAAUACGAAUUAACAAUUGCCAAAAAGAUAUGAAUAGCUAUUCAUUCGGAUUGGAUUUAGCUAAUAUUGCUUUACUUUUACGUACAUUAUGGCAUUGUAUUCGAUGGGAUGAUAUGUUAAUGGAACCGGAUAAAGAUCUUUGUGUGCAUGACUCGAAUGGACGACCAUGUUUUAAAAAAACUCUACAUAUUGAUGAUGAUGAUGAUGAAGAUGACGAUGAUGUUAUUGGUGGUGGCGGUGGUGUUAGUAACGUUCCCGGAAAACAUGAUGAUAAUAAACCGUAUAGCGUACGACGUAUAGUUGAAAUUCAACCUCUU